Daucus carota subsp. sativus is the source of this 1391-nucleotide messenger RNA. RefSeq names its product homeobox-leucine zipper protein ATHB-12. Gene Ontology annotation, molecular function: DNA-binding transcription factor activity, RNA polymerase II-specific; sequence-specific DNA binding. The record is from RefSeq and is a predicted model, not a curated record. The coding region runs from base 292 to 966 and encodes 224 amino acids. Gene Ontology annotation, cellular component: nucleus. Gene Ontology annotation, biological process: positive regulation of DNA-templated transcription. The transcript is spliced from 3 exons. Lineage: Eukaryota; Viridiplantae; Streptophyta; Magnoliopsida; Apiales; Apiaceae.
UUAUUCAAAAGAAGUUAACCACAGAUGUUGUACUUGUAUGCGGGACAAGAAAGUAUUUAGCUCUCCUAAUCCCACCACAACUGUUAAAAUUGGAAACCAAGAAAAAGACUUCACUUCAUAAUUAGAAAUAGAGGGGAAGACAAGAAACAAGAUUAGAAAUGCUAACAAGUGACAGGAGUAAAAGUAGCACACGAAAUUAAACACAACCACUGAUCAAGAGAGAUCUAAAGCAUGCAUGCCAGCUGCAGAACAAGUUCAAAAUUUUAAGGUUCUACUAAAAACUAGAAAGUGAUGGAAGAGGAAGAUUUAUCUUCGUCGUUUUCAGUUCAGAGGAAAAAGAAGAACAAAAACACCAAGAGAUUUAGUGAUGAACAGAUAAGAUCAUUGGAAUCCAUCUUUAAGCUGGAUACAAAGCUUGAACCGAAGAAGAAGAUUCAGCUGGCUAGAGAACUUGAACUGCAACCUCGCCAGGUGGCUAUAUGGUUUCAGAACAGGAGAGCAAGAUGGAAGUCAAAGCAACUGGAACAGGAAUACCGAGCUCUCAAAACUAAUUAUGAUAACUUGAAUUCACAAUUUGAAUUCUUGAAGGAAGAAAAGGAAUCCUUGCUUGCACAGUUACAGAAGCUAAAUGAGAUGCUCAAAGAAAUUCAUUCUACAAACGAAGCAAGCAAGGGCUUAGAAGAAAGAAGCACAAACCAGGGAUUGGAUGAUGAAAAUAACAAUAGCGAGAUUAAAGCAGACACAAAAACCUUAACUGAUACAGUAGACAACUGUUCUAUUAUGCAUUCAGAUCCUGAUGAGAGAGAAAACACAGGGGGCCUUCUUGAUCAAUAUCAAGGAGCAGAACUUCUGAGCUUCUGUCAACAGUUAGAUGGCCCCUUGCCACCAGCUGAAAGAUGGUGCAACUUUGGCUCCGGUGACAUUUCUGAUCAGGCAUGUGGCAACUCAAAUUGGUGGGAAUUCUGAAUCCAAAACAAGCUAGAAAGAUGUAGACUGUGUACAAAAUUGAUUCGUCAUGUUUGAUGGCCUUGUCGGAGAGUAAAAGACUUAUUAGGAUGUUGGUCAGAUAAUCAGGUACCAAUUGGUUUAGUGAAGCCAACAAAUGUAAACUAGACAUCUAAUAUUGUUGUUAUUACUCGAGGCUACAAUUGCAACAUCUGCAUAGAAAAACUCAAGCAUUACAGAUUUAUUUUCCAAAUUGAAGCAUUUAGUGUACUGCACUGGCUGAAGAUCAUGGGGAGUUACAAUGUACACAUUAGUUUUAGCAUGAGAAAAAAAUUAGGAUGAACCUGAGGUAGCUCGUGUAGAUUGUUGCAUGUGUAAUAUAUAUACUUAGUACUCUAUAUCUAUCUUCAAGAUUUAUAAUUUCAUAAUGCUAUUCCUUUCAUAAU